GGGCCCGGCUCGUCUGCUCGCUCCCUCCCUCACUUCCUGUUCGGCACUUCCGGCUUGGGGCGAGCGAGCGACCAGCAUCUGAAGGCGGCCGGCGGUCUUGUCGAGGGGCUCGUCGUUCUCCUCAGGUUCUGCGGUUAAAAAAAGAAAGAAAAAGAAUGUCAUCUGACUCAAGCAAGAAACGGAAGCCCAAGGUUAUCCGCACGGAUGGAGGCCCGCAGGAGAGCAAGAGAGGCAGGCCAGAUGCUGACCAGGACGCCAGAUACUACAGCGAGGAGGCAGAGAUGGACCAGCGAGACCCCAGCAAAGAUUAUGAGCUUUACAAGCAGACCUGCCAGGAUCUCCAGACACUUAUGGCAGAGAUCCAGGAGCUGAAGAGCAAAGGCAGCAAGGACGGCGCUGCCGAGAUAGAAGAGCGCCGGAUCCAGAGCUGUAUGCACUUCAUGACCCUGAAGAAACUCAACCGCUUGGCUCACAUUCGGCUGAAGAAGGGGAGGGACCAGACCCAUGAGGCCAAGCAGAAGGUGGACGCUUAUCACUUGCAGCUCCAGAAUCUGCUCUAUGAAGUCAUGCAUCUGCAGAAGGAGAUCACGAAAUGCCUGGAGUUCAAAUCCAAGCACGAGGAAGUGGAGCUGGUGAGCAUCGAGGAGUUCUACAAUGAGGCCCCUCCAGAAAUCAGCAAGCCGGAGAUGACGCUUGGCGACCCUCACCAGCAGACGCUCUCCCGUCUCGACUGGGAGCUGGAGCAGCGCAAACGGCUGGCGGAAAAGUACAAAGAGAGCCUGGCCAGCAAAGAGAAAAUCCUGAAAGAGAUAGAAGUGAAGAAGGAAUAUCUGAGCAACCUCCAGCCCCGACUCAACAGCAUCAUGCAGGCUUCCCUCCCAGUCCAGGAGUACCUCUCGAUGCCUUUCGACCAGGUUCACAAGCAGUACGAGACAGCGAGGCACCUGCCACCCCCUCUCUACGUCCUCUUCGUCCAAGCGAGCGCCUACGGCCAGGCCUGCGAUAAGAAGCUGGUCGUGGCCAUAGAAGGGAACGUGGAGGAAGCCAAAGCGCUCUGCAAACCUCCGGAGGACUCUCAAGAUGAUGAGAGUGAUUCGGACGCCGAGGAGGAGCAGACCACGAAACGCCGGCGCCCAACACUGGGGGUGCAGCUGGACGACAAGCGCAAGGAGAUGCUGAAGAGGCACCCGCUGUCGGUCACCGUGGACUUGAAAUGCAAAGAUAGCAGCAUGCUCCUGACCUUCUACUACUUGAUGAACCUCAACGUCAUGACUGUGAAAGUGAAGGUGACGGCGCCUGCGGAGAUGACCACGUCGAUCAGUGCCGGAGACCUGCUGUCCCCCGAGUCCCUCCUCAGCUGCUUGUAUCCUGGCGACCAUGGGAAGAGGACUCCAAACCCCGCCAACCAGUUCCAGUUCGACAAAGUUGGCAUCCUGACCCUGAGCGACUAUGUGACGGAGCUUGGCCACCCUUAUGUGUGGGUGCAGAAGUGGGGCGGGCUGCACUUCCCCAAGGAUCAGCCACAGCAUCCCGUGGUGGCUGACAGCUCCCUCAGCGCCGGCCACAUGGAGAAGACGAUGAAAUGGCUCCGCUUGCGCUUGGAAUCCCGUCUGGCUCUGCACAAGCAGUUUGCCUCCCUCGAGCAUGGGAUUCUCCCAGUCACCAGCGAGUGCCAGCACCUCUUUCCGGCAAAGAUCGUGUCCCGUUUGGUGAAGUGGGUGGCCCUCACCUACGAGGACUACCUGGAGCUGUCCUACACGAAAGACGUCGUGGAAGCCGGCCUGGCUGAGGACACGCACCUGUAUUACAUGGCCCUGAUUGAAAGAGGGACAGCCAAGCUGCAGGCCGCGGUGGUGCUGAACCCGGGCUAUCCCACCAUGCCCCCCACCUUCAGCCUGUGCCUGAACUGGAAAGGGGAGAAGACCAGCAGCACCGACGACAACAUCUGGGCCAUGGAGAGCGAGGUCAACGUCUACUACAAGGAGCUCUUCGGGCCGAAGCCCGGCCACCAGCUCCUGACCAACCAGCUGCAGCGCCUGUGCGUCGUCCUGGACGUCUACCUGGAGACAGAGACCCACGACAACAGCGUGGAAGGCCCCAAGGAGUUCCCCCAGGAGAAGAUGUGUCUGCGCCUGGUCAGAGGGCCUAGUCGGAUGAAGCCGUUCAAAUUCAACUAUCCUCAGGGCUUCUUCAGCCACCGUUGACCCUGCGGCUGGGAUCGUCGUCCUGUGCCCAAAGGAAGAGUCUGCAUCCGGAGUUCAUCUCGCCCGAGUUCCAGCCCGCCAGCCCCCGUGGCUUAUCCAUUCCACUGUCUGUGCAGUAGAGGUAGUUUGGGAAGAAUUAAAAUCUGGACGGGGGAAGAAACCUUUCUAAACGCCAA
Molecule: messenger RNA, 2380 nt
Organism: Hemicordylus capensis (graceful crag lizard)
Lineage: Eukaryota; Metazoa; Chordata; Lepidosauria; Squamata; Cordylidae
Gene: THOC5
Product: THO complex subunit 5
Exons: 20
Coding region: 156-2204 (682 amino acids)
Biological process (GO): mRNA export from nucleus; positive regulation of DNA-templated transcription, elongation
Cellular component (GO): THO complex part of transcription export complex
Molecular function (GO): mRNA binding
Source: RefSeq, a predicted model, not a curated record